AUGAGCGCUUUGAGAAUGCGCGAGGCCCGGGCGAGCAGGGUGGCGGUGGCCCAGCUGCUCUUGAUACUCUGCCUCCCUCCACAAACGGCCCCUGGUGACCCUUCCCGAUCGACCGCCUUCCUGUCGCCCACGAUGUUGCCCCGAGCCGCACGAAGAGCUACUAGCUCGAGCACAUCCUCUCUGGUGGCUGCUUCGACCCACCCCACCCUCCCCGUGUCCUCGUUUGCAGCGUCGAGCCCGUCGGGUUUGCGGUCAUCGGCCUGCCCGUAUAGGCGCACAUUACGCGCUGCACCAUCGCGGCCUGCCUUCGCUCCAGCAUCGGCCCGAUCCUUCUCCGGCCUCAGCUCGAGACAGAGCUCCACACUGUCCCCAUCGGUACUCUCUGCCUCGCCGACUGGUAGCUCAUCGACACGACCUGCCACCACGGGUUCGUCGGCUGCGAACUCGUCAUCGUCGUCGUCGUCGUCGUCGUCCCCUUCGGUUUCGGCGUCGUCAUCCUCCCCCUCCUCACCCGAUCGCCAGUCCUCCGCGCCUCAGAGUCAGCACCAGCACGACAAUGCCUCGCCCUCUAAUCCGCCACCACCGAAGCCUCCUCAGGAUGCCCCUGUCGGACUCGAGGAUUUUUUCGGUGGUAUGCUCGGUAAGCGGACCAAGGAUGCUGCCGCGGGCGGCACCGCGAUCCCGGCCGCACCCAAGGACCCGCUCAAGGACUUUCUCAGCAAGGUCACACCCAAGACCGGUGGGCCAGGCGGUAACGGCAAUAACAACAACAAGAACAACGGCGACCCCACACCCCCGGGCAAUCCGUCCUCGACCGGCAUCCUCGCCACCACCUUGGCUUUUUACCUCAUCUACCGCCUCACCUCGUCCUACGACCCGGCCAGCCGCGAGAUCACCUGGCAAGAGUUCAACUCGGCCUUCCUCUCUAAGGGACUUGUUGAAAAACUCACCGUCAUCAACCGAGCCAAGGUGCGCGUCAACCUGCACUCGAACGCGACCGGCACCAUGCUGCCCUCCAGCGGCUCUGGCGCCGGCGGCAUCGCAGGCUCAGGCGCACCGGCAUCCUCGGCAGGCAGCUACUACUUUUCGAUCGGUAG
Messenger RNA from Microbotryum saponariae, 1097 nucleotides. Lineage: Eukaryota; Fungi; Basidiomycota; Microbotryomycetes; Microbotryales; Microbotryaceae. The record is from the annotation of a GenBank genome assembly.